Capsaspora owczarzaki ATCC 30864 is the source of this 1613-nucleotide messenger RNA. RefSeq lists its product as hypothetical. The coding region runs from base 53 to 1549 and encodes 498 amino acids. The record is from RefSeq and is a predicted model, not a curated record. The transcript has 2 exons. NCBI's taxonomy places the organism in Eukaryota, Filasterea, Ministeriida, Capsasporidae.
CGUUUUGCCACUCUUCUUUCUUGUCUUCUUCUUUUCGCUUUGAAACCGUUUCAUGCUUUCCACUUCGUCGUACGCAAGCAUGAGUGGACUGCCAUCCGCGUACGAGCCAUGCAGUCCUCACCACCACCACCACCACCACUACGACCACUACGACAACUACGACCACAGCACGGGCUCACCACCCCGCGGCGGCCAGUCCAGCACAAGCGCCACAUUGACCAGAGGAUCGCCGUCCAGUUUAGGCCCGUUCUCCGACGCGGCGGCCUGGUCCAGCGCCUCCGGCUCUCCUCGUCACAAUCUCACUUAUACUAGCACUUUUACAAGUAAUACCAGCGGCAGUCCAGCAAUGUCGUCCAGGCCAGGGCGAGUGCGGACGUUUGCAGAGGCCGCCGAGGGUGGCGAGUUCGAGCAGCUUCCAGCGCAUUCGAGCACUCGCAGUGCCGGCAGCACCAACAACAGCGACCCCAGCCAGUCGCACCCACUACUACUCGACCUGUAUCAGCAGCAGCCUCGCAAGCGCCUUGCGACCCGCGUUGAUGAUACCCCGGACGAUGAGAGCGACGCCAGCCUCAGCACAGCCGCAUUGCCGCUGUUUGAGCAUGCGCGCACGACAAUGCUCCACGACGCGAGCCAGCUUGGCCUUCAGAAUCACGCUGCUUCUGCGGUUGUUGGAGCACUGUUGUCACGGAAGCGCGGACUGGAAGCGAACGACUCGGAGGACGGACACGAUGCGGAUUUGGCGCGAAAACGCGCGCGUGCAGACCUUGGUGAUGCUGAUGACGGUGGCGACGACAUUGCCAACAAAGUCACAUUCGAGCAUGGAUCUACACGGCGAAAUUACUAUGAUGCAUUCGAGCAAGCAGAGACCAAUGCGCAAUUGUCGGACAGCGUUCUGGCAAAACGCACGCGCACCGGGUUGUUUGACGACAAUGUCGGAUCGUUCAGUUUUGCCGCUGCCUGCGCUGCACGAGCAUUGGAAGCAGACGCAGCAUUAGAAUCUCAGCCAAGUAUGAGCCUCCUGAAUUCUCAGCAGCCUGCCACAAUGGCAGCACACCCGCCAUUCAAGCACUACUCGGGAGACAGCGAUAGCGACGGCUCGGACGAAGAAGACGAUCCCUCGCGCCCGCCAAAGACAUUGCUCGAGCUUUCACUCGGCAACGCGACUGUCAAGCUGCUCCCAUCUGUAUCACGCUCGCUGCCCUUAUUGCCGCAAGAGGCCAUCCCUGCUCGUCUGUUGUACCACCAGCCUCCGCAGCAAGAGCCCGCGCUCGAUUCGACCAACAAUUCGCUCGCUCUCGUCCCAUACGAGCCGUUUUCUGCUUCCCAUUUUGUCGCCGAGACGGCGCAACGUCACAUGGAGCGCGAGCGCGAGACCGGCCAUCACAAUAGCCUCCAUCUUUUAAUUUCAGGAGGUUCUCAAAGUGACGCGAUGCCGACGGAGGAAGUCCAAUACGACAACACAAUGGAUCAGGGUGUGGAUCCUUCAGCGUAUGCCUAUAAUAAUUAUGCCAGUGGCGGCCCAGAUACCGAUUCAAUGAUGAUGAUGUAGACUUGAUUGCACGCACACACACAUGUACACAUUCUUUCGCAGCCAAUACAGGAUUAGAUUGAGU